Larimichthys crocea (large yellow croaker) is the source of this 5611-nucleotide messenger RNA. RefSeq lists its product as uncharacterized. Gene Ontology annotation, biological process: regulation of apoptotic process. The transcript has 11 exons. The coding region runs from base 3335 to 5446 and encodes 703 amino acids. NCBI's taxonomy places the organism in Eukaryota, Metazoa, Chordata, Actinopteri, Sciaenidae. The record is from RefSeq and is a predicted model, not a curated record.
UACAAUGUUCGGCACCGUGACACCAAACAUCAGAAAUACACAUCGUACGCUGGUGCCGAUCAUGAGGUCGCUAAACGUAUUGCCCAGCACGGCAAACCGUUCUCAGACGGUGAUUGCAUAAAGCAGUGCCUCAUCAAAGUCACAGAAAUGCAGGAUUUCAACAACGUGACCUUACAGAAUACAGAGGCGCGGAGAAUCGAGGACUUGUCAGCUAACUUGAAACUUCAGCUUGUGCUUUUGAUUUUUAUUUGAUAGCAUGCGAUGAGAGCACAGAUGCCAAAGACACCGCACAGGAGUAGAUGAUUAUUUUUGCUGUACGGAGGAGCUGCUUGAUGAGCACAACGACGGGUAGAGAUAAUUGUGAAGCUGUGUCAGAGGCAGUUGAAAAGAUGGGGCUUAAAUGGGAAAAGCUCUGUGGAGUAACAACGGAUGGAGCUCCGGCCAUGACAAAGGAAUGGCAUCGAUGGUGUGCGCCAAGGUAAAAGAGAGCGGAGGUGAGGCUGUCAGGAUGAACUGUACAAUCCACCAAGAAGCACUGUGUGCCAAGACUGUCCAGCUGGGUGAUGUGAUGAACACUGCUGUAAAAACUGUCAACAUAAUUCGAGCUAGAGGACUGUACCACAGAGAAUUUCAAGCUUUCUCAUCUGAUGCUGAAUACAGGGAUGUACUCUACCACUCUGAAGUGCACUGGCUCAGCCAUGGCUCUGUGCUGCAAGUUUCCUCUUAUGAGACGCCACACAAAAAGGAUGAUGAGCCUGUUCGGCUUAACAUACAUGUGUGAACAAACAUUUUCUCUGUUAAAUCAGAACAAAAGCAGGCUGAGAACCAGAAUUACUGAUCGCCAUCUCUGUGAAGUCACUUUCUCCUGACAUGUCAGCCAUCCUUCAAUCCAAAGGACAGCAUCACUGAGUGCAACGUUUUUCACAUUAUAGCUGAGUUCAAAAUACACACAGUAUUCUUGUGUCAACAUGUCACCUCUAGUGCGUGGCCCUUUGUUUAUUUUUUGAAUUUGGCUCUCACUAAAAAAACUUUAGACACCCCUGAUUUAAAGGAACGAUAUGUAACCUUGUCUAUAACAGUGACAUCUACUGGUUAAAAGUUGGUACUGCAGUCUAAAUCUGAAGCUCGCAGGUUCAAAGAUUGGAGACACUUCAUGAAGCAUCUUCUACGUCAGUCUGACUUCAGAACCAGAACCAGUAAAAGGUUUAUGGCAAGUACGAUUUUUCACAUGCAAAGACUUUGUUUUGGUGAAAUUGGUGCUUAACAAACAUUGUGUAAAAAUAUAAGGAAGAUAAAGAAAAUCAAGUUUUAAAAAUAUAAACAAUACAAAUAUAUACACUAUGUUUUCAAAUGGAAAGAGCAGUACAGCUUACAGGAACUGUAAGUAGCAGGUAGUGUGUAAAAGUUGACAGUGUGCAGAAUAUUUGAAAUGUGCAGGUAUUUAACAAAACAAGGAAGUCCAGAGAUGCUAAAUAGCUUAAAUUCAAAUUAAUUUCAAUGUGUAAAGAGUCAUCGUCUUUGACGUUUGAUGAUGAUGAUGUCUUUGAGCGAUGACGAUGGCGACGAGGAUGAUGAAGAUGGUGACGAUGACGACGAGGAUGAUGAUGAUGAUGAUGACGACGACGACGAUGGCGGUGAUGAUAAUGACGGUAACGAUGAUGAUAAAGUUGUAAAAAAAAAAAAGGAAUGUUUUUUCUGAAAAUUUCAUUUUCUAAAAAUAUUUUUUUUUAUUCUGUAAUUUUUUCUCAAUAUAUUUUUUUCUAAAAAUAUAUUUAAAAAAUCUGAAAAUAUCCAAACUUUUUUUGAAAAUAUACAAAACAUUUUUCACGAAAUAUUUUUGUCUAAAAAUAUUCCAACAUUUUUCUGAAGAUAUUCAGACAUUUUUCUAUUAUUGUCUCAUUUGUCUCAUCAUAGUUUUCAUAGUUUUUGUUCGUCUCAUUAUCAUCCCGUCAACGCCUAUAUUUUCGUUAUUUAAAGAUUCACAUUUUGUCCUGCUGAGUCACAUGAUCAACAACAAGCGGCAUCAUGUGUCUACAGACCACAAGUCCAGAUUAGUCCAGAUCAGAUCAGAUCAGACCAAAUUAGUCCAGAUCAGACCAGAUCAGACCAAAUUAGUCCAGAUUAGUCCAGAUCAGACAUUCAGACCGGUUCUCACUCGUUUUUGUUUUGGUCUUGCUUUUUCCCCAUCAUGCUUUGUGGCCACAUUUUAUGUUUCUCUAUAAGUCCUAAUAAAAAGUCUGAUCCAUUCUGUAAAAUGUUCCAUGCAAAAUGUUUGUAAACGUUCAGGUAAUGAUUCUGACUUCAUUAAUAACUAAAACAUGAAAGUUGAAGUUGUGACCUCCUUAACAGUCGACCUGUCCUGAUUGAACUGUGGUUCUGAUGGAAAGUUCUAGUUACUGAGUCGUUUAAAAAAAAAAAAAACCACCAGCAGCACAAAAUAGAAACAGGAUGUGUAGAGCAGGGCAUUGUGGGUAAAAACCUGCAAUCUGAUGAUGUGAACUCAUCGAGUCACAUGGUAGUCUCUCAAACAUCGAGACUACCAAGAGGACCUGAUGGAGAUUAUAUUAUAAAAUAUAAGCUAUGACUAAUUUAACUAACUUUUGAGUCUGACCUGCUCUGUAUACAUGAACCUGAAUUCAUAGAACAAACUCACAUCAUUAGCAUUAGUUAGAGUUAGUAAUUAGGGUCAGGGGGGUAAGUUACGUUAGGUAGGUAACUGUUGUUAUGUAUUAUAAGUCCACACUAUUGUGAUUACUGUUCUCACACCUUGGAUUUUUGUCACCUAUCUAUGCUCACUUACUUUGUCCUACAGAAACCAUUCAGACGUCAUGUUCAGCUCAUUUAUGACAUUAUUGCUGUUAUUUUACUCAUUCAUACCGUUCAUACUUUCAGCUACAGACUUCAUUCAACUUUAAACUUUAUUACACUAUUCUCCUGUUUUUCAGCUCAUUUCACAUUUUUGCAUCAGACAUUUCAGCAGAAGGCAUCCACGCCAAAUAUUCAGCAGGAAAUGCAGUUUUCUAGUUGUUUAUUAAUGAAAACGGAUAAACUUUGAAGUUGUGACCUCCUUAACAGUAUCAUGUCCUGAUUAAACUGUGGUUCUGAUGGAAAGUUCUAGUUAUUGAGUAAUGUUAAAAAAAAAACAUUAUGACAUUUAAAACCACCAGCACCUCAAAACUGGAAACAGGAAGAGUAGAGCUGGGCAUUGUGGGUAAAAACCUGCAAUUUGAUGAUGUGAACUCACAAACAUCGAGACCACCAAGAGGAACCGACAGCUCUGAAUUCUUCUGCCAGCCUGUCAGUCACAACAUAGAGCAAACCAAUAGCCUGAAUCAUGGGUAAUAUGUUGAAGCCUGUUCAGGACUUAUCUCAGGCCCUGAAGAGAAGGGCAAGUGUUCAAACGAGGAUGAAUGAGCCGGUGGUCCAGGAUGUGGUCCAAGAUGUGGUCCAGGGGGCGGUUCAGGGGGCGGUCCAGGAGGUGGCCCAGGAGGACCUGCUGCAGGCAGAGCUGGCAAAGUUGCAACAGGUAGAUCUGUGGAGGGUCCAAUGGGGUCUCAGUCAGAACCUCCUGCCGGACUUUCCCCCUGUGCCCCCACACUGGCUCCGAUCUGCUGACGCCACCAGCACUGCCAAAACCAUGUUGAAGUGUUACCAUGAGCAGGGGGCACUGGCGAUGCUGAAUGCGGUCCUGACAAUGAUCGGCCUUGGUCAUCGGGUCAACUACACUGCAGAACUACCAAGACCAAGACUUAUACUGGCUCCAAAACCUGAUCCAGACUUUGUGCAAACCUGGCGCAGGAAGCUAAUCAGCAGGAUGCAGCAGCCGGACAUUGUCUUGGACUGCCUGCAGGACUCCGGGAUCCUGAAAACUGCAAACAGGGAGGCCAUCAACAUCUUUGCAGCACACAAGGAGAAGAACCGGGCUCUGGUGGACCUGGUCCUGAGAAAGGGGGAUGAAGCCCAACAGGUGUUCUACAAGGCCCUCAGCCAAUCAGAGCCGUUCUUACUGCAGGAACUGGAAGGAAGUCCAAUCAGGAUCAAGAAUCCUUCAGAGAUGUCAGUCCUUGCAGAGAUGUUGGAGUUUCUGGUCUCAGAGGAGCUCAGAUGUUUCCAGUGGUUAGUCAGUCACAUGACUGAUGAUAGCUGCUCUCCUAUUGGUGGAGAGCAGCUACAACAUGCAGACAGGCCAACAACACAAAGACUUCUGGGAGAAUAUUUUGGAUCAGAACAGGGGGAGACGGUUGCCAAGAACAUCCUGCUGAAGAUUGUGCCAAUGCUCAGUGUCUGUCUGCGAGGAAAAGCAGUGACAUCACAGAGUUCGAGUAACAUCAGAUCAGACAUGAGCAUGGACACAUCAGUGGUCGAGAUCACACCUGAAGUCUUCAAGGACGGAAACAUGUUCAGGUUGCGUUGCUUCCAGCCGGGCAUUUUCCAUUGCCGUGAGACCGGCCUGCUGUUUGCGGGCGUUGGUGACGUGGUCUACCAGGUGAUACCCUGGGACGUGGACUUUCUAUCCUCUAAAGGUCUGAGGCCGGCUGGACCACUGUUCAGGUUCACAGUGAUAACAGGAAGCUUCCACCAACUCUACCUGCCGCACUGUCAGCUGACUUCAGAUGAUGCUCUGAAGUUGUCUGUAGCUCAUGUCACUGGGGACAGCGUGGACUUCAUCACACCUGGUCAGGUGACAGAGCAUCAUGUGAUCAUUGAUGUCUCUGGAUUCUCAUGUUUUGGUCUUGUGAUGCCGGUGGCGUCCAACAGUCCAAUCAGUGGCCUCGUGCUAAUCUUCUCUCAGCUGAGUACCCGCUCACUGUUCAUCCUGCUGCUGCAGCGCAACGUCAACCUCCCUCAGGUGAUAAAAGACUGGAAGCAACGGAGUGGAGCCGAGUAUGUAGAGACAAUACCAGACUGCGAGCUGAUCCCGAACCAGAUGUACAAACUGAGUGCAGAGCCGAUCACAUUCAUCCAGCCAGAGAGUUCAAAGUUCGUGAACUUCAGCGACUACAACAACUUCCUGGCUUCGUUUCAGGUGCAGCUGGCAGCUGACGUCAGGAGGGUGGAGCUACAGCUGAUGAGAUCCGUGACUCCACUCCCUCUGAUUGGCUGGCUAUUUGGCUCCAUAGAGUCUGUGGUUUGGCGCCAAGUUGUCCAGAUGGGAGUGGCCUCAUCUCUCUCCACUGAAGUUUGUGUCCCAGAGUCUGCCGAUGUGAAACUCCUGCUCAUCAACAUACUCAACACUCUUGUGAUGGAGGACUUAAAAACCUUCCAGCGUUUCCUGGGUUUGCAGUCUGAUCCAAUCCCCAUCAGCCGGCUGGAGGGACAAGACAGGAUCAGAACCGUGGACUUGAUGGUACAGCAGUACCACACUGAGGGGGCCAAAGAGGUCACAGAGAAGAUCCUGAAGAGAAUGAACUACAACAAUCUGGCAGAGAAGCUGCAGAGGACCUGAUUGAGAGUUUGAAACAUUGAACGAUUAUAUCCUCAAACAUCAUCAUGACUCUGCAAGAUCUCAUCAGGGACCCUGUAUGUCUGUAUGUUCUGGACUGUACUGGACUCUAAACCUCCUCUGACCUGUGGGGUCCCCCCAGAACAUGUUUGACCUGUUAUUAUUACA